Molecule: messenger RNA, 1184 nt
Organism: Mytilinidion resinicola
Lineage: Eukaryota; Fungi; Ascomycota; Dothideomycetes; Mytilinidiales; Mytilinidiaceae
Product: lipoyltransferase
Exons: 1
Coding region: 61-828 (255 amino acids)
Biological process (GO): protein lipoylation
Cellular component (GO): mitochondrion
Molecular function (GO): lipoyl(octanoyl) transferase activity
Source: RefSeq, a predicted model, not a curated record
GAUCCCCCAACACCCAUCCUAUUAAACAAUGCCUAUACACCCCCACUACCUCCACCCACCAUGAAACUCCACCACCUCCACCUCCCCGGCCUCCCCUCCUACCCCUCCGUCUCCGCGCUCCAAGAAUCCCUCGUCGCCCGCUUCCUCCUCUCCAAAUCCUCAAAAACCUCCCCCUCCUCCCCCCCGCCGCCGCCACCCACCCUCCUCACCUUCUCCCCCCCGCCGACCUACACCUGCGGCCGCCGCGAAAUCGGCGCCCUCUCGCCCUCCCAAAUCGCGCACCUCCGCGCCGGCGGCCGCGCCGCCUUCCACGAAGCCCUGCGCGGCGGGCAGACGACCUACCACGGCCCCGGCCAGCUCGUCGCGUACCCGAUCCUCGACCUCGCGCCCCUAAAACUGAGCCCGCGGUGCUACAUCCGCCUGCUCGAAACCGCCCUCCAGUCCACCUGCGCGCACUACGGCGUGUGCACCUUCACGACCACAAACCCGGGCUUGUGGGUCAGCGCCGACGCCAAGAUUGGGAGCGUGGGCGUGCACAUGCGGCGGCAUGUCACGAGUCAUGGGGUCGCGUUGAAUGUGGCGCCGGAGCUGGGGUUUUUUGAGCGGAUUGUGGCGUGUGGGCUGGAGGGGAAGCGGGCGGUGAGUUUGGAGACGGUGGGGGUGGAGGGGCUGACAGUGGAGGCGGUGGGGGAGGUGUUUGCGGGGGAGCUGGGGAGGGCGCUGUUUGGGGAUGCUGAGGGGGGCGUGGUGAGGGUGGGUGUGGGGGAGGCGAGGGAGGUGUUGGGGUUGGAUGUUGGAGAGGGGGAGGGGGAAGGGGAGGGGGAUUGAGGGGUGCUGGCAUGGCUGUGGAAAUAAAAGUCACGGCUGUGGAAUCUCAAUUACCCACUAUGUGGAAGAGCUUCUAUGUGGAAGAGCUUAAGUCGAGCUGGAGCUUUACCAUGCCCCAUCACGGGCUACCGGCAUACUCGAGAUAGAGCGGUAGUACGUCCCAAAUUAGAUCGGAGUGAGAUAUCAAACCGCCAGAGCGAAGGAUCUAGACGUUAAGAGGACGCUUUUAGGUAAACGGAGCGCACUUGCAUGUAUAUAUGUUACCCGAACCUGAAACCUAGACUUGCAACCUUGCUUCAAAGAACACGUCGAAAUAUGAAGGAACAUUGCUUUCUCCUGGCAAAGCCACGUAUCAC